Molecule: messenger RNA, 1108 nt
Organism: Dendronephthya gigantea
Lineage: Eukaryota; Metazoa; Cnidaria; Anthozoa; Malacalcyonacea; Nephtheidae
Product: prostamide/prostaglandin F synthase-like
Exons: 6
Coding region: 1-687 (228 amino acids)
Source: RefSeq, a predicted model, not a curated record
AUGGCAGUCGAUCUGUCAAAAAUAGCGAACAAUAUGGUUCGUUCUGUCGCCAGUGGAGAGCAACUGUGUCGACUGUGGGCGGUCCAGCUGAGUGAGAUCAAACCACAGUUAGACGAAAAUAACAUUGCUCUAAUUGGCAUUGGCCUGGGUGAUGUUAGCUUGGAUGAGUUUGUGAAAGAAGAGUACUUUAAAGGAGACUUAUAUGUUGAUGUGGAGAAAAAUAACUACAAAGCUUUGGAGUUUAAACGGUACAAUGUUUUGUCCAUCAUACCAAGUUUGGCUACCAAAGAAACGAGAAAUGCAGCAUCAAAGGCCAAUCUAAAAAAGAUUACAGGCAAUUUUAAAGGAGAUGGCCUGCAGACAGGCGGUUUAAUCAUAGUCGCAGCGGGCGGUGAGAAAGUUCUGCUUAGUUUUAAGCAGAAAUCACCUGGUGAUCAUGUGGAAAAUGACGCUAUUUUGAACGCCCUUGGGAUUACGUCAUCGGGGGCGGAAGCCGUAGGAGGAGCAGAUGGUGCAACAAAAGCAGAAUCGAAAGAGGAUGAUGCAACAGCAGGAGACGAGGGAGCGGUGGGACCUAAGGCGGAGAAGGGUGAGACGACAGCAGCAGCUGAAGCAGAAAAUAAUGAAGGGGAGAAGAAAGAACCCGUUGAAGAGUGUAGCAUGGAACCAACGGGAGAAGGUUGCUGAGGAUAGCUGAGAUCAACUGGCGUUUGUUGAAAGAUUUCGCGUGCUAGUUGGUCUCUUCAUGUUGAAAAUUUAUAAUUAGAAAUUGAUUUGGUUUCGACUUUUACCCGGUAUAAUCUAAUGACGCAGUUGUGUUCAAAGCUUGCAGGCAUAACUGUUGAUGAAUUUUGUAAUUAUGCCACCGCAUUUAAGUCACUUUAGUUAAUUUUCUGUAAGAAUUAGAAUGAUAUUGAUACGUACGGAACGACACACGGUAGAUUUUGUCGAUAUUCUCUGACCUAUUUUAUGAUGCAAUUGAAUGCAAAGUUUACUUUUAUAAACGGAUUUAAUUGUUGAUGAACUCAGUUCAUAUUGUCGGACGAAGAACGGCAGAUUUGUAGCAUUAGUUUCUAUAUACAAAAUUAAAAAAAGCAAAAAACUUUUU